Telopea speciosissima is the source of this 1575-nucleotide messenger RNA. RefSeq lists its product as uncharacterized. The record is from RefSeq and is a predicted model, not a curated record. NCBI's taxonomy places the organism in Eukaryota, Viridiplantae, Streptophyta, Magnoliopsida, Proteales, Proteaceae. The transcript has a single exon. The coding region runs from base 1 to 1575 and encodes 524 amino acids.
AUGGUCACCGAAAAGUCUUUACCGGUGGCCCAUGACGCUCCUACACCGGUUACUGUGCGCGAUAAUGGGCUACGUAGUGGAGAACAGCAGUCAUGGGCAGGGUUGUUUCGUGGUGGGAAGGUGAGGGAGGACGCAGGAGCGAUCCCUUUCCUUGAACCAGUGAUUGUUAAUGGUAAAAAGGUUGCUCAAUGUGAUGCUGAUGAAUUGACUGAUGAGAGGGAUAGGUGGAAGGCUGCCCUAGUUGGAUAUGUGUUUGGGUCUAAGCCUUCAUUUUCCUCCAUGCAGAGAUUUGUGAAAGAACAGUGGAGUCAUGUUGGGGCUGUCAAAGUUUUUGGACUUGAGUCUGGUAUCUUUGUUUUUGAUUUUCAAGGAAGGGAUCUUAGUAUGCAAAUUCUGGAUGAGGGGCCAUGGACUUUUAGUUCACGUCCAAUGAUCCUACGUCCUUGGACUCCUGAAGUCUCUCUUUCACGGAAGGAGGAAAUAGAGUUGCCAUUGUGGGUGAAGCUUUAUGGACUUAACCUGCGUUAUUGGGGUGAUCGAUCAUUGGGAUGCAUCGCAAGUGUUCUUGGUCGCCCAAUAUGUGCGGAUAGAAGGACAGUGCGACAUGAGCGACUUUCGUUCGCACGGAUUUGCAUCUCCAUCAAGGUGGCUGAUGGGUUACCUGCUACUAUUUGUAUUGCUCAAGAGGCUGGUACACUGGUUGAGCAACCAGUGCAUUAUGAUUGGUCUCCGCCGUUGUGUAGUGUUUGCAAAGUCUUUGGGCAUGGUGAAAAAUCUUACCCAAUUGCUGCGAUCAACAAAAUGCAGGAGGAUAGUGAUUCGGUGCAAGAUGUUAUGCAGGUGGAGGAUUCUUGGCAGCGACCAAGAGGACGUAGGGGAAGAGGGAAACACACUCUCCCGUCGGAGGAGCCUUCUGGUGUUGCAACCACUGUGUCGCCGGCGACUCCACCUGAUCGUGCAAUUCCUGCGGUUAGUACAUCGGUACUUGUGAUGGAUACACGUGGCGCAGAUGUGAAAAAGAAAUCAGUUAUUUCAGGAAAUUCAAAUUUAAAUACUGUUUCGGUUUCUAAAGAAGCGAGUUUAUCUCCUUCUACCUUGGAUCCACAUGGCAUACAUUUGGGUGCAGAUGUGAAAAAGAAAUCAGGGAAUUCAAUUUUAAAUGGUGGUUUGAAGGAUAAGUUGGUUGCUCCAACAUCUAAGGAGAGUGUAGGGGAACGUGGCAAAGACAAGGUGGUUGUUAACAACCACCUUGCUGUGAAGAAAUCUGUUUGUGACUUGGGUCAUAAUAGUCCAAAUUUUUCAGGAAUUAUGGAAUUAAAACCACCAACCAGUGGUGUGUCUGAGGCGGCUAAAUCUGGUUCAGUUGACCGAACUGGUACGGGUUUGAGGACCAACUCUACUGGGAAGGAUGCUGAUCAGUCAUUUGUUGGUAAUAGAUUCGCUCCAUUACAGGAUGUGGAGCCUAUUGUUACUAGUGAAGAUGGUGUUGAGGGUCCUGCAAUACUUCGUGUACGUGAGCGCAGUCCGGGUCGGGGCAACUACGCGCAUUGCUCCACUUCUCCAACCUCGCAUUGA